Cuscuta epithymum is the source of this 1141-nucleotide messenger RNA. NCBI's taxonomy places the organism in Eukaryota, Viridiplantae, Streptophyta, Magnoliopsida, Solanales, Convolvulaceae. The record is from the annotation of a GenBank genome assembly.
GCGGGGAUAAAAGAACAAAGACAGUUAAAAGUGAGGAGGGCUGUAGGUAAAAUGCAAAAUUGAAAUGGAAAAUAUAUGCACCGCAUUUUGUAUUUUUAUAAUGUUGCAUACCUCUUUCCGUCAAAAAUGGCUCCUCCUUUCUCAAACUGUACUACGGAAUUAUAUUCCAUUUGAGAACAAACUUAUUCUCCGCUCCAGUGAUGGGAACUACAGGCGGAGUGGAGAAUGACUAUCAGCCGAUGAUUGAAGUCCCAUUUGAUCUCUUUGUGACAAAGAAACAGAAGGUGUUUGACGUGGACGGCAAAUUCGAAUUCACUGAUUUGUUUGGCAAUUUGCUCUUCGAGGUUGAAAGCCUAUCAGCUGAUUCUUCGUCUCAUCCAAAUGGCCGGAAGUUUCUCCUUGACGCUGCUGGAGAUACGCUUAUCACCGUGGUCCAAGCAAUUAAAGGAAAGUGGAAAGGGUUUAAGGGAGAAAGCACUCAGGAAAGGGAAAUGUUGUUCAAAGUGGAGAGGGUUACAAAUACAUUUACAGAUAAAGAGUUUGAGAUAUUUCUUUGUGAUGAAAACAUUGAAGAAGGAAAAACCGAUUUCAGGAUGAAGGGCUGCCCUUUCAAAAGAUCUUGCACUAUAUACAAAGGAAACUCAAUAUUGGCUCAGACCAGCCUUAUGUAUACUAUUGGGUCGGGCAAGUAUUGUGUUCCUAGGAGCAGAUUCCGAAUCACUCUAUUUCCAGGCCCUUGUGAUAUUGUUAUGAUCGUUUCUUUGGUUGUAAUAUUCUUUUAUAAAAGAAGGUUUUUGGUAUAGCACAAAAUGUCAAAAUAACCAAAAUAUAUCCCCUCCUAUUACCACCUUUAAGUAAUCGAUUUUACAAGGCAAUGGACAUCACGACCUAUUUGAGGCGUGUUUAUAACAAACAAUGUUUUCAUGAAUGGAUGAAUCUUGGAGCCGCCAUUGAUGGUGGGAAGGAGCUUGCAGCAUUGGAGUAAUGGUAAUGGCCUUGAGGGAAACCAAGGCUCGAUCCGUUUGGUUAAGGGAAAAUGUUUUAUACUCCGUAACUGUUUUGCUGUAAACUAAUUUGUUUAUGUUGUUUGGAUGAAAUGGAGCCGGAAAUAAUCUCUUAAAAGGUCAAUAUUCCUCUUGAA